Filobasidium floriforme is the source of this 1077-nucleotide messenger RNA. Its product is annotated as AAA domain-containing protein. The coding region runs from base 98 to 970 and encodes 290 amino acids. The record is from RefSeq and is a predicted model, not a curated record. Lineage: Eukaryota; Fungi; Basidiomycota; Tremellomycetes; Filobasidiales; Filobasidiaceae. The transcript is spliced from 5 exons.
GCUACAAGCUACAAGCUACAAGCUACAAGCUACACCUCCAUAUCAUCAUUGCACACCUCAACCGAAGACAACGCGGACGGACCAAGGAGCAAAAAUAAUGACGUCGGUACUGCAAGACACUGUGCAAUCAGCUCGAAGACAGCGUCUGUUGAUCUUGGUCGGAGUCGUCGGCUCAGGGAAGACGACGCUUGCCCAAGAGAUGGUCAAGACCGGCAGAUGGGUACGAGCUUCUCAGGACGAUGCGCCGACUCGAAGGAGGCAGGAAUGCGAGGCGAUGGUACGAAGUGGACUUCGACAGGGUAAAGACGUCGUCGUGGAUAGAGUAGGCUUCGAUUACCAGCAGCGAGCACACUUCCUGAACAUCGCGAAAGAGUUUCCUAAUGUCGAUUGUUACUGCUUGAUCUUUGAAGCCCCUCGAUCGGCACUGGAAGCUCGCUUGAGACAACGGACGAAUCACCCAACAAUAAAGGACGCAACGCAAGCUAUGAGGAUCCUGGGCAUCAUGCUAUCGACAUACAGACCUCCUAACAGAGAUGUCCCCGAAGGCUUCAAGCGGCUAUUCGUUCUGCCAUUCAGCAGGCAGCCGGCGGGUGGGAUGUGGACGGAAGAGCUUAUCGAACAGCUUUUGCAAGAUGUGGAGACGAGCCCGGACGGCUGGAGCGAUGACGGGAAACCAGUUGCCUGGACGCAUAGUCCGCCCGCAGCGUCGAGCGGGCCCGGCCGAGGGUCAUGGCGAGGUCGUGGUCAAAGCAUCGGCUUCCGCCCUUAUUCCAGACCGCCAAUCGAGCACGGGUUUGUGGGACAAGAUCCGCCCCCAGGGGGUUACCGUUACCAGGCUCGACCUCAACAUAUAUCUCCUCAAUUAGCGUUCCGACCUGGUCAGAGUGGGGGGCAGACGAUGCUCGGGUUCCGAGCGGAUUCCUGGCAUACUCGUACCGAUAGGCCGUCACAACCGCCUCCACAGCAGUGAUCGCUUCAGGAGACCCGUUCGAUUAUGCGUUGUAAUGGAUACAGCACCAGAAGCUGAUAACAGAAUGAUACAACCCGUGUCUAUAAUAAUAUGCAUUCCGCCCUAUA